AUGGACGCCCGCAUCUCUCACGAUGCUCCUAAGGAGAUCAACAUCAUCAGCCUCAACUGCUGGGGCCUGAAAUUCCUCGCAAAGUACCGCCACGAACGCCUUUCUGAAAUCGGCCGCCAGCUCGCCGCCGCUUCUCCGCCGCCGGACAUCAUUGGCCUGCAGGAAUGCUGGACCAAACAAGACUACGAGUCCAUCCGCGAUACCGUCAGCGAGAAGCUCGGCCUGCACUACAGCAAAUUCUACCACAGCGGCAUUUUCGGUGGAGGACUGGUCAUCAUCUCACGAUGGCCCAUCGAGGAAACCAGCAUGGUCCGCUACCCGCUCAACGGCCGGCCCACUGCCUUCUUCCGCGGAGACUGGUUCGUCGGCAAGGGCGUGGCCUGCGCGAGAAUCCGGUUUGGCAAAGGCAAAAAGGAUGUUGCUGAAGUGUUUUGCACACAUCUGCACGCCCCAUACGAAAGCGAGCCCAACGACUCCUACAUCUGCCACCGUACCGCUCAAGCUUGGGAAAUAACGAAACUGAUGCGUGGUGCCGCUGAGCGUGGCCACCUGGUCAUCGGAAUGGGCGACUUCAACAUGUUGCCAUUGUCUCUCGCUCACCGCCUCAUUGAGGCGCACUCUCCCGUGAGAGACGUCUGGCGCAUCGUACACCCCGACUCUUCGGUUGGUGCGGCCCGUGACGCGGUCGAGCAGGCGCGUGGACGACCGAUGCCGAAUGCGAGAUUCAACAUCACGGAGAACGGAGCUACGUGUGACAGCGCGCUGAACACUUGGAGGUGGAACGAGGCGCAUAGGAAGCGCUUGGAGAAGGGUCUGCCCGUGGACAUCGAGGACACGGUCGAGGACCCGCGUGCAAAGCGUCUGGAUUACGUCUUCUUUUCUUCUGGUGAGAACAGUCCCUCAGCCAACAACGACACGGAUUGGGUGCUCGACAAAGUGGAUGUAGGCAUGACGCAGCGGCACCCCGAGUUGCGCUGCUCGCUCAGCGACCACUUUUCGGUGGAAGUGACCAUCAGGCGGGCUGGCGCCCGAUCUCCGUCUCCGCGCUCGUCGACCAGCGAAUCCCUGUACACGGGUUCAUCCGUCCUGCCUGUUUCUACUUACGACGAGAUCCUUGCCAUGAUUCACAAGUAUACAGCUCGAGAGUACCGGCAGCGGCGCCUGCGCCUGGCCCAUUUUGCCGGGCAGCUGCUCGUCGCCAUCGGCUGUCUCAUUGCGGUUUGGUGGAGCCCCCGCAACUUCGUGUCGUUCAUCUUAAUGCUAGUGAGCACGCUAGGCCUUGCCGCCGGCGUCAUCGACGGCCUGAUCGGCGGACUCUUUGUCGGAAGCGAGCUGCGCGCGCUGAGAGAAUUCGAAUGGGAGAUCAGAAACGCAAAGCUGGCGGCCGAGGGCCUGCCCGCGGAGCUGACCAAGACGCGCGAGGACGAAGUUGAACACGGCGGACCCGAGGUCGACGACGACGACGACGACGAAGAGCAGCGGCAGGGGGAUGACACGGCCGACGGGGUAUGA
Messenger RNA from Lasiodiplodia theobromae, 1512 nucleotides. Its product is annotated as Sphingomyelinase family. The coding region runs from base 1 to 1512 and encodes 503 amino acids. The record is from RefSeq and is a predicted model, not a curated record. The transcript is spliced from 2 exons. NCBI's taxonomy places the organism in Eukaryota, Fungi, Ascomycota, Dothideomycetes, Botryosphaeriales, Botryosphaeriaceae. Gene Ontology annotation, molecular function: sphingomyelin phosphodiesterase activity. Gene Ontology annotation, cellular component: cytoplasm.